UAUUAAUAUUUGGGCCCUUAUUUGAGAGUGAUACCAGUUUUGGAGGGUAGAAUUUCACCAUUAUCAUGAUUUUUUUAAUUCCUUAAUGAAAUACACCUUUUCUAUUUGGAUUUUCACUGAUUUUACAUAUGAGAAUGCAAAAGUAGUCAAAAGGUUGCUCUCCUAAACAAAAUACCUUACUUAAAGCAUAUUUAACAUACAUUCAUUUACAAUGUAUUACAUUAAUCGUCUGCAACCCUGAUUCCAAAAAGGUUUGGAUGCUGCAUAAAACAUCGAUAAAUGGGAAUGCAUGAAAUUCAGAAUUCACUUCAAAAUGUCACAUUAAGAGACUUAGACCUUGAGGAAUAUGCUGUGAUUGAACUUUCAAUAUCUGUGUAUUUUCUGUAACUGGAUGACCAGCACUUCUGCUUUGUAAACUGCUUUAAAAAAUGCUGUCACUGCAAAGAAAUGCUGCUAUGGGGACUAACAUCAUCACACAUAAAUAUUGGGCUCAUUGAAUCCACAAGAGUCUCAGCUUUCCAGUCAUACCCAAUUUAAGCAACUCACAAACUGUUUAGACGACUACUCUUUAAUUUAUUCUGAGUGUGAUAAUGAUCAUAUCUUUUAUCUGCAUAGCACUUUUCAAAAACCACACUUAAUAGUAAAACAGCUAAACUGUGUGUGUCACAUAGAGCAUUAAACAAAUUACAUUAAAACAUUUUAUAACAUUAAUAACAUAACAUUUUAUACAGUCACACGUUACAACAAUACUGAACUUCAGUUUUAAUAGUACUGAGUUUUAAUAUCUUCUUUUUUUUUCAUAUAGCAUGUUGGAGUUUGGAUUUAUUAUUCCUGUUACUUCAUGUCAGGGCUGUCACUUUUAUUUGAAAUGAAAACUUUUGUUUGAAUGUUGCAAAAAAAAAAAAAAAAUCCAAUACUUGGAUUGCAGCAGAGGGAGGCUGCUUGUCUUCUUGCACUCCCAGUUUAUCUUUCAGUGAGCUAAGCUAAUAAUUAAUGCAUUAUGCUGUAUAGGAUGUCAAAAUAUACAAACAAACAAAUAACAUGUUAGUUUAAUUGUUUGAGCUUGACUGUUUGGAAACAUGAAAGGUCUAAUGAUGUCCACUCCAAGGUUAUUAUAGUUAACUAAAACUAACGAAAUAAUAAAACUAGAAUUGAAACUUAACUGAAAUAAAAAUAAAAACGGUGACUAACUGAAACUGUAUUGUGUGGUUACAAAACGAACUAAAACUAACUAAAACUAACUACAAUUACAUGAAAAAAAAUUUCAUACAGGAACACAUGAAUCUGUUUAUUGAGACUGGGACGUCUAGACGACAAUGUGAGUCGAUUGCCUUCAAAAAGUUCAGCACUUCACUAGAACCAAAAUUCAAAGGACCUGGAGCUGCAAAAAUGAAUAACCUCAUUGGAAAAUAAGGAAAUAAAGGCAACAUUUAUUGUGACUUGUGAACAAAUACCCCAUUACAAAAAAAACUAAAACUAAACUAAAACUAAGCAUUUUCAAAAAAAUAAAAACUUGCAAACUCACUUUAAAAACUAAUUAAAACUAAUUGAAUUUGAAAACAAAAAUUCACAAUGAAAUUAAAACUAAAACUAAUGAAAAAUCCCACCCUAUCAUAACCUUGGUGCACUCUGUGUCACGCAUCAAGCUUCAGUAGCCUGGUGACGUGACAUGAAGAUCUCUAACUUCUGUUAUGUUUCAGCUCAGAGCAGCACAACAGACCAGAAAGUCCAGUGUCCAGAGGGAUCAUGGAGAGUGACUUGUCAGAUUCAGAGUAAGUUAUUAUCCGUGAUUGCUUAUCGAGCUGCGGCUGAUCUUUUUUCUGGUCUUCUGUUUACCUGCACUGACACGGGGUGAACAUGCAAACUCCACACAGAAGAGCUGGAGUCGAACUGGCGACCCUCUUGCUGUGAGCUCAGAGCAGCAGCAGACACUAAAACUUCCAAGGGUCAGUGAGAGUGACUUGUCUGAGUCAGAGAUGAGUACAGCAAGUGGAGACUUCUCUGACUCUGGUGUGUCCUUCAAGAGUGAUCGGUCAAUGGAUGGUGGCCUUUACUUCAGAAAAAGAUCAGCCUUUCUCAGCUCAGAGCAGCAGCAGACACUAAAACUUCCAAGGAUCAAUGAGAGUGACUUUUCUGAUUCAGAGAUGAGUACAGCAAGUGCAGACUUCUCUGACUCUGGUGUGUCCUUCAGGAGUGAUAAUUCAAUGGACGGUGGCCUUUACUUCGAAAAAUCAUUGUUUCUCAUCUCAGAGCUGAUGCAGAGGCCAAAACUCCCAAGGAUCAGUGAGAGUGAGAUGUCUGAGUCAGAGCCAUCAAGUUUUAUUCAUGCAAACAUGGACCCAGAUGACCCUGUGGCAGAUGAUGACUGCGUCGAGUCAGACGAUCUAAAAACAACAACAGGACCCAGGACCUUUACUAAGUGGGCUGGAGUCAUCGUUGACAGACCUGCCGUGUCGAUUCGCCCUGCACAAUAUCAGGAAGAUCCGACCCUACCUGACUGAGCGAUCAACACAACUUUUGGAACAAGCCCUUGUGAUAUUGUGCCUAGACUACAGCAACUGUCUACUCGUGGGUCUUCCUGCUGCACCACCAAGCCUCUGCAGAUGAUCCAGAACGCGGCGGCACGUCUGGUCUUCAACCAGCCCAGGAGAGCACAUGUCACUCCGCUCCUCAUCUCUCUGCACUGGCUCCUGGUCACAGCCCGCAUCAAAUUCAAAGCCUUGUCUCUUGCCUACAAAAUAGUACCUGGCACAGCUCCUGCUUAUCUGAACUCCUUUGUUCAGGUCCACAAACCCUCCCGCCCACUACGCUCUUCUAGUGAAAGGCUCCUCCGACGCUGAAGGUCUCUACAUCUCAAACCAGACUCUUCUCCUCUGUAGAGCCCCUAUAGGUGGAGGAACCAACUUCCAAUCUCCAUCUGAUCUGCUGAGUCCUUCAGCUCUUUAGUGAACACCUUCGCACAUGAUCUGCACGGAUGGGG
This is a messenger RNA of Centropristis striata (black sea bass), 2980 nucleotides long. RefSeq lists its product as uncharacterized. The record is from RefSeq and is a predicted model, not a curated record. The coding region runs from base 1977 to 2501 and encodes 174 amino acids. The transcript has 8 exons. Lineage: Eukaryota; Metazoa; Chordata; Actinopteri; Perciformes; Serranidae.